This is a messenger RNA of Pomacea canaliculata, 1635 nucleotides long. RefSeq names its product pancreatic triacylglycerol lipase-like. The transcript is spliced from 10 exons. Lineage: Eukaryota; Metazoa; Mollusca; Gastropoda; Architaenioglossa; Ampullariidae. The record is from RefSeq and is a predicted model, not a curated record. Gene Ontology annotation, biological process: lipid metabolic process. Gene Ontology annotation, molecular function: triacylglycerol lipase activity; protein binding. The coding region runs from base 94 to 1581 and encodes 495 amino acids.
GACAAAGGGUUAUCUCGUUAUUUUUUCAGUGGGUCCAAGUUAGAACAGCACAGACUAGAGCCACAGGCAGACAGCUGUUUGGAAACAACCAUCAUGAAUCCUGGCGGACUCCCCCUGGUGACUGUGAUCAAACUAACACUAAUUCAAGUGCUCGUUGCUCAAUCAGUCUAUAAAAGGUCAACGGUCUGCUACGGUGACCUCGGCUGCUUCAGCAAUGAUGCUCCAUUCUUCAGUCUGGAGCGUCCCAUCUCCUUUCUCCCCCAGUCUCCUGACGUCAUCAACCCCACCUUCACUCUUUACACCCGCCAGUCACCUGCACAGGGCUACAGGCUGAGGUCAGGGGACACGACAGGGUUAGCGAGGUCGACAUUCAACGCCAGCCGACCCUCCAAGUUCAUCGUACACGGCUUCCUCGAAAGUUUCUUGGCGACUUGGAUGCCUGACAUGAAAGACGCACUGCUGAGACAGGGGGACUACAACGUGGUGCUCGUGGACUGGGGAUCAGGAUCCUUCUCUCUCUAUGGACAAGCGUCAGCCAAUGGUCGAGUCGUGGGGGCCAUGAUAGCGCAGCUGAUUACUUUUAUCCAGAACACGACAGGAGCUCGUCUAGAGGACAUGCACAUCGUGGGACACAGUCUGGGCUCGCACGUGGCUGGCUAUGCCGGAGAGAGACUCAAACACCUGGGCAGAAUCACAGGACUGGACCCUGCCGAGCCUUAUUUCCAGCACACGGACCCGACCGUCAGACUGGAUCCAACUGACGCUCUCUUUGUCGACGUCAUCCAUACAGAUGGCGCUAGCUUCUACAGCACAAAGCUCGGCUUGGGAAUGGCCCAGGCCUGUGGUCACGUGGACUACUACCCUAACGGAGGUCACGACCAGCCGGGUUGUGACAAGUCCCCCAUCACGCACCUGGAGGAGAACGGUCUGUACCUGGGGGUGCGUGAGAUUAUCGGGUGCAACCAUGCGCGUGCCUACCAUCUGGCCAUCGACUCCAUCAACAGCGCCUGCCCCUUCCUCGCAUACCGCUGCGACAGCGAGGACGACUUCAAGGCCGGCCGAUGCCUGUUGUGCAGUGGACAGGGUUGCAGACACAUGAGUCUGACCUCUGACCCUGUCAAACCACCCAUUGGCUCCUCCCUUCUAAAGUACUACCUCCGGACCGCCGACCUCCCCCAUUACUGCCGCUACCACUACGGACUGUCCCUGACGCUUGCCCAGCCAAUCGCCAGCCAGCAGGAGCGAGGCACGCUGUACGCCAGACUGACGGGCACUUCCGGUCAUACAGAGGAGGUCAAGCUCACCAACGAUAACGUCUACUUCAACCCCGGGCAAACAUACACCUUCGUUAUGACUUCAAAGCUGCCGCUGGGUGACGUCACGAGCGUGGAGGUCAGGUGGGACCACGACUCGGAGCUUCUGAACGUCUUCUCGUGGAAUGUUCUGGGCCUUCGCCACCCCAAGCUAUAUGUGGGCAGGAUUGAUAUCACCAGCGGGGAGACUCAACAAACCGCUACCUUCUGCGGUCAAGGCAUCGGCGUGGAAACGGAUCAAGCGCAAGUCUUUUCCGGCAAAUGUUGACAAAUUAAUCUUUAUGUAAGCAUUGGUGGCAUAAAAUAAACAGUUCUGACUGCA